Melampsora larici-populina 98AG31 is the source of this 1095-nucleotide messenger RNA. RefSeq lists its product as uncharacterized. Lineage: Eukaryota; Fungi; Basidiomycota; Pucciniomycetes; Pucciniales; Melampsoraceae. The record is from RefSeq and is a predicted model, not a curated record. The coding region runs from base 1 to 1095 and encodes 364 amino acids. The transcript is spliced from 5 exons.
AUGGCCAAUCCCAUUAGGCCCAGGCAGCUGAUAGGCCUAUUUGUAGACCACUCUUUCAUCGGGCGUGCAAGUCAGGAAAAUUCCGAAGGUCUGACUUCACAAUUCCCAGGCAGCCCGCUCAACGGAUUCAAUAAACAAGGUUCCGUCAGGAAUAACUCCAAUGGUUCCUUAGACUCACCUAGAGGUCGAAACGACGCCGGCGACCUCGCUCGUAGCGCCAGUUUCCACGCCACUCCCAACCAGGACAGCCAUCGCGGGCGGAACGCAAACCAUCAUCUGUUGUCUCGAGAUCGAGACAACAGAUCCGUGUCUCCAUCUCAACGAAGGAGUGGCGGGCGCACCGAGCCUCAGUGGCCAUCCCGUGGAAUGCCCAACACGCAAACGAUGCGCGAAUCACAAAACACGGACUUGCCCAAUAGGACGAUGUUUGAAGACGACAUCGCCGACGGGCCACCUGGUUUUUCUGCGCCAUUAUCAGCGCAACCCAUGGAGACAUUCAUGGCGAUGUCAACGCGAUUUGGUUUGGAAGAGCCUUUUCAGGCGUUUGCGUUGUACCAAGCGGAGGUCAAUGGCUAUGACCACCGCCACUUAGCUCAAGCCACGGCCAAUUCGAAGCUCCUGAUGGAGCUUGGACGUGUCAACAGCAAGAUUGACACGUUAAACGGCCAAUUGGCCACCAUCACAGAGGCAGUCAUUGCCCUCACGCGAGCUCCACUUCCCGCACCAGGUCCAGGUGCCACUGGAGUGGUGGAACAUGGCCCACUGGGCGACUCUUCCGGUGGGGGAAAGUGGGUAGCAAGCGCGAAACUCACGGGCGUCAUUAAUCCCUUGGCACUCAAGCUUCUGUUUUCCCCUCUACUCGAAGCCUAUACAGCUAUCGAAACUCGGGCAGAAGGGUAUCUGCCCAAUUCAUUGUUUAAUACAAUCAAGAAAAAGGUUGUGAAAGAAGGCGCUGCCUUUGCAGAGGAGCACCUUCCCGUCCAGGUCCUUGGCGUGGAAGACGCCAGCGACACCCAAGCGUACACCAGAGCGCUGAAAGGCGCGGGGAAACAAGCCAGAGAAAAGCUACAUAACGUGGUAUGUUCCAACCUUUGA